Messenger RNA from Trypanosoma brucei brucei TREU927, 1281 nucleotides. RefSeq lists its product as hypothetical. The coding region runs from base 1 to 1281 and encodes 426 amino acids. Lineage: Eukaryota; Euglenozoa; Kinetoplastea; Trypanosomatida; Trypanosomatidae. The record is from RefSeq and is a predicted model, not a curated record. The transcript has a single exon.
AUGAAGGAAAUCAUAGUGACAUUCUUGUUAACGGCCUUUGGUGCCUUCCACUUGGUGUGUGGAGAGGAUUCAAAGUUAGUGAAUGAAAAAGAGUUCAACCAAAUGUGUGAGAUAUUGAGGUUGGCGGAGGGGGAACCAGAGAAAAUAAUGGAAGAGCCUGCGAAUCUAACGAGUAUCAUCGACAGGCUACAGAUGUUUGUGAAAGCGACAUACGUGAAGGAUUCCUUGUAUAAAGAAGCUAUGGAAAGGAGGAAAGGAACAGUUAACAAUAGUGGGGCCGCUAAGAUGAGUAUGCAUCGUGCAAAUGAUAUUAUUCGGUGGAGGGUAACACAUGAGAAGUUAAUAAAACUAGCGGAAAAGGCAACCAUACUCGUGAGUGGAAUAAGAGAGGAACGGCGCCUGGCGAAUGUGUCAAGGAAAUUUGCACUCGAAAGAAUGGCGCAAGUCGUUUAUGGGGCGAAUGCUGGGAGGCUGAUGGAGAAGGAGGAGUUUGAAAAGUUUGCGGUGCACACCGGAGACACUUUAAUAGGAAACUCCGCAGAGGAAACGUGCGGAGCUGGGUAUCAUCCCUCGACUGAGGAUGCCAUGGCUGGGCGUUCGCUCGUGGGGGACUUUUUUUGCUUGUGCGUUGGAGAAGAGAAUAAUGAGACCGUUUGUCACAAAAGUAUCAAGGGGCCGGGUAGAAAGAAACUGUGGAAAAAUGUGUCGUAUGAUGGAAGUGAUGUGGCUUUUGGCCCCGGCUGGUUUAAGAUAAAGGAUGAAGCCUGUCCAAAAAAUGAAAAUUUGAAAUUGAUAACGCCAGAAAAAAUCCAAGAUGCAGUGAGGGAGUUCAAUAAGCUUCUUGGAAGGCAGAGGGAGAAUAUAAUCAUGAACAUGAAAGAAUCGGAGGGAUUUCGGACCUACGUGUUUGGGAGAGCAAAAAAAAUACAUACGGGUGUUUUUGACCGCAGCGAAAACAUAUGCACGGGGAAGAAUGACCAAAUGUGCGUGAAUUAUGCGUAUAGACUUCUGACGCAGAAGGGAAUUGAGUGGCAGCUGAGGUUGCUGGAUGCGGAGAAGUACCUGGUGGAAAUGGAAAGGCACAAUAAGGAGGCAAAGGUUUUGCUUGGAAGGCUGUGGAAAUUAGCGGAGAAUAUGAAAAGUGCAGCAGCAAAGAUUAACUUGAAUUUGGAACACUUAAUGAUGGAGAGUGAAGUGAACGAGGUGGAAGAGGAUGGGGCCGGCUUUUCAAUAUCUUUGACUGUUUUAGCAAUGAUGGCGCUGACUGCCUUUGUCGCUUAA